CAUGGUUUUCUUUUAAUUAACUACUUCUUCAUCUACGAUGGACACUAACAUUACCAGUAUCGUUUUGCACACUUGAAAGGAGUAAUUUGAGUAUUGCUUUGUUCAUUGACCCAUGUAACUGUUAUCACUAAGGUUUCUCGAAUAUAUAAAAAACGAAUUUUGUUAUAGAUUGCUACUAGUGUGUAUUAGUUUAUCUUACAUAUGGUGUUAUAAACCGAAGGUUGUACCGUUGUAAAAUAUUGCGGACACUCCGCACUCUUGACCACGACGCUAUUAUGAAUUGUGUUAUGUUGCUACUAUCUAGCUAGAUCAAUUCAGGUCAAUGUUUCCCGUUGAAACAAAGUCUAUUAAUCGUGAUUUAUAAUAAGAUCAUAUAAUUGAAUACUGAAGUAUGCUAUCUAGUAUAUAAAUAGAGAGUCGACUCACAAAAGCUAGCAUGGAGUGUACGUAAUACAUAAGAGCAUGAUUAACCCGACCUCUUAAGUGGGUUCUUAACAGGUGGGUCCCACAAUUUUUUUUAAAACUAGCUCUUCUUUCUUUUCUGCAAGAGGCAAGGUUGGUAGGGUUCUUGCACUGUUCGCGGCCCUACUGACACGUGGCGGCCCGCGAUUGGUUCGUUUUUAGCUUAAAAAAAAUAAGAACCCAAAUGGGGUUUUAAGGGUUAAUAGUGCUCUAAGGCCAGGUGAUUUUAGUGCAGCUAGGAAUGGAAUGCUGUUGGAUUUUCAUAAAAUGGCAGUUCACAUAUUUUUAUUUUUUUAAAAAGUAUUUAUUUUUAUAGUAAAAAAAAGAAUGAAUUCAUUACGUAAUUGAUGGUAGCAUGGAACCCUAAUCACGGGCGUUACCACUAGUUUACAUAAUAAUUGCUUAUCUAUAGAAAUAUAUUUAUUAGAGAGAGAAAGCCCUAGAUUCUUAGCCUGGAAGAAUGAUGAUGAAGAGGAUAUGCGACCUUCCACCGAAACUGGUAGGGGCGAAGAUACUGAGCAAGGUUCCGAUAACAUCUCUGGGACAAGUGCGAUCCACUUGCAAACUAUGGGACCGUUUAACCAGAGAUUGGAUUGUGGGUAAGGAAGCAGCGGCAAAGGCAAGGCAGCAUCAAUUUUUGGGUUUCGUUACGGUGGAUUUCAAGGUUUGUUCAUUGAGAUUCCGCAAGGAAGAAUAAGAUCUAUCUAUAAAGCAGGUAGGUUUACUUAACCAAUACGAGGUUAGGAAAGUUUUUCAUUGCGACGGGUUAUUGUUAUGCUUGAGGACGACAAGUCGAAGCUCUUAGCGUGGAACCCUUAUUUGGGGCAAACAAGGUCCAUCAGUCCCAGAACGGGGGAUGAUUUCCACGCUCUAGACACUUAUCUCUUUGGGUACGACAUGAACCGUAACCACAAGAUGUUGAGGUUUUACGGUUUAUUGUUUGAGAUGUACGAAUUUAGCUCUAAUUCAUGGAGGGUUCUUGAUGUCACACUCCCCGACAGCUGGGAAAUAAAAUACGGAGGUCACCUCAUCGUGUCUUUCAAGGGAAAUGCUUAUUUUCUGGCUGGGGAGAUUACGACGGAUGAUGUUGAAAAAGAUGUUAUCCUAUGUUUUGAUUUUACAACAGAGACGUUUGGACUACCUCUGGUUGUUCCGUUUCUCUCUUUGCGUGAAGAAGCUGUGACCCUCUCAUCGGUUAGAGACCAAAAGCUAGCCCUGCUACAUCAGAAAGGUCAAGGAAUCAUCGAGGCCUUGGAGAUUUGGAUUACGUCUGAGGAGGGGCCCUUCUUCAACGCUGCUCAUGCUGUGACCUGGAGCAAGUUCAUGAACGUGGAUAUGAGACCUCUAAUUGGUGAUCGUUACGUCCGGUUUGGCGAGGAAUUUGCGAGCUUCUUCAUCAUUGAGGAAGAGAAAGUCGCUGUGGUUUUCGAUAUGGAGGGGUAUGAGUUCUGUUUUGAACUUAUCAGGACCGAUCAUUACCACACUGCUUUUAUCAUCGGAGACGACGACGAGGGAUACUAUAAAACUGUGAGUCUUGGAGUAGCUCCUAAUCUCUGGAAACCCCGACCUGGCCAUACAGGAGGAUAUUAUCCUAGAGGAUAUGUUCCUCAGUGGUAUUGUCCCCCAUUUGUCUGCUCAUCUUCUUAUCUCCCAAGUUUGGUGCAGCUCAACAACCAACCGCGCAAAAGGAAAGAAAUAGAUGAAUAAUACUAGAUUCGUUCCAUUUUCUUUGCAAAAUGGUCAAUCAUGGCUUCUGUUUAUCACUAAUAAGUUAUAAUAACUAAGGAUUUUAAGUUCCAUUUCGCUAUUAUUUGUCAGAUUGGCUUUUAAACAUAUCAGCUUUUUAUUAAUUAGUUUUUCGAGCUUCUUUGCUUCUCUUUAUCUCUAUAAACACAUGUGCAUUGGUUUUGAGUUUCUAUAUAUUCUCUCCACAAUCCAAGUGCCUGUUAUAUGUGAACCUCAAUAGUACGUACACAUGUAAAACUUGUACGUUCGGAAGGUGGUUCGUGGCAACAGUUAAGCUUCAAGACUAGUUAAGACCACCUCCAUCGGUGGUGUCUUAAAAGAGUUUUUAAGGAAAAGCGGGAAAAAAAUAAAUGGAAAAAAAAUAGAAAUCAGAGAACCGGUGUUAAAUGUGGGAUUUUUAGGAUUGGUAAGAACCUUUACGUGUCACUAUCUUAAUGGGCCUCACGUUUAUCUCUCUCUCUCUCUUUCGUCGGGUUUCUUCGCCGAAAUCGACUUUCUCUCUUCCUCGAUCAAUCGACUUUGUCUCUCAAUUCUGUCUCUCAAUUCUGUCUCGAUCACCUUUUUUUUGGAAUGAAUUCUGUCUCGAUUCUAGUGCUGUUCGUUUAGUUGCCGCAGCUACCUGCGUCUGCGGCUGCGGCAAUGUUUUGAAAAAAUCGUGUUCGUUUGGUUGACGCAGGAAGCUGCGUCUGACGCUGCGUCCGAACGCCGCGUCCUGCGGCUGACGACGAUAAAGCCCGCGGCUGCGACGUAAAUUAUGCGGCCGAUAACGUAAUUUACUAUUUUUCCCUUAAUAUGUUUCAGUAUUUACAAAAAUACCUAACCUAGAUUGACGCAGCCGCAUCUUGUUUUCCAAAUUGACGCAACCUUGGUCGAUCUCUCUCCAUCUCCAUCUCAGGCAGACCUCGAGCUCUCUCAUCUCCAUCUCCGACACAGACCUCGAGCUCUCUCAUCUCCAUCUCACACAGCCACGAGCUCUCUCAUCUCCAUCUCCAUCUUCGACGUAGACCCUGAGCUCUCUCAUCUCCAUCUCAGACGCAUACCUCGAGCUCUCUCCUCUCUGACGCAGCACGAGCUCUCUCUUCUCCUCCGAUUUGGGUUUCAAGCAUAGUUGAGCUAUUGGAAAGAAGUGCUUGAAGAGAGGCGUAAAAUCAACUGGGUGCUUGCAAAAACCUUGUGACUAGAGCUUGUCUGGACUGUUGACUGGUGGGCAGGAGUAAAGGACUCUUUCUGCCUGCUGUUGUAAGGCCUAUAUUCACUUGAGGCUUCCAAACAAGUUAAAGCCCCUCCUUUUUAUAUACUUUGUGUUUGCAAAUUUUCUUCGUUUGUUUUUACGUUUCCAAGUUCUGUAUUUUUGUUGUUGUGUGUUGUACAUAACACUUAUCUCCAUGCUUUUGCUUCUCCUCGCUUUGCUUCUUAUUCUUGUGAUUUUACUUGUUCAUUUAUGUCUCCCUGUAAAUUUAUAUGCUUUCCCUCAUGUACUAUCACGUUUUAUUGCUUUCAAAAGCAAGGAUUGGGCAUAAGAUUGACUUGUUAGUCAGCCCAUUGUUUAGUACUUGGUUAUGUCUAGCCAAAACUAAAUCCUUCAAGUGGUUUUUUGCAGGUUAUUGCAGGUGUCACUGGGAAGAAACAGAGCUAAAUACAUGCAAUGACUUUCCCCUGUUUUCUUACAUUCAGAUUCCUUCUUUGUCUUUUAACUCUUUCUAUUCACAAAUGAAAUAAGCUAGACCUCAUGUUGUUUUUUUACAUAAAGGCAUGCGUGUAAAGUACACUCUGUUCAUCCUUUUUAUCACAUGUAUUCGGUUCUUAAUGACAAAUCUAAAAGCUUUAAACU
Brassica napus (rape) is the source of this 4039-nucleotide messenger RNA. RefSeq names its product F-box/kelch-repeat protein At1g24800-like. The transcript has 3 exons. The record is from RefSeq and is a predicted model, not a curated record. Lineage: Eukaryota; Viridiplantae; Streptophyta; Magnoliopsida; Brassicales; Brassicaceae. Bases 1237 to 2169 code for a protein of 310 amino acids.